UUAUUUACUAUAUGAAUGAAGAUAAAUUAUAUUGAUAUUGUAAAUUAUAAUAUCGAUUCCUGGGGUACAAUAAAUUAAAAAAGAUAACAGUGUGUUACGAGUUUUUUGAAAAAAGGUCCACUAGUAAUUUUCUGAGAAAAAUUACAGUGUUUUGACUACUUUUCUUUCUAGCUCAACUCCCAGUAAUUUUCUAAGGCAAGUUUCAAACUUUGUUUACAUACUUUACCCUUUUAAUUCUCUCAUUCAUUCUUCUCAAAGCAAAGAAUUAAUGAAUCAAGAUCUCUCUCAUUCCCCACUGAUAAGCUUCACAAAUCAUCAUGUCCUUCUCAAUGUUUGAAAUUGUUCUCUCGAUCUUUGUUUUGAUGGUAUCACCAGUGAUGAUUAUCUCUAUUCCAUGGACAACGUCAGUGAUGGUGAUCUCUCUCUCAAUAAUCAUCGUAUGCAUGGGUUUCAUAAUAAGAUCCUCCUGGAAUAAGUAUACCAAUCGUUAUUUCCCUUCUCACGAAGAAAUUAUUAGUGAUUUUUCUCUGGAGCCACCAAGCAUGGAUGUUGAUGAGGAUCAGCGCUCCAUCCUGGCCUCUCGGAAGAAAUAUGUCGUUUUUAUCAGUUUCAGAGGAGAAGACACCCGCAACGGUUUUACUAGUCAUCUCUACGAAGCACUCACAAAGGGAGGAAUUGAAACCUUCAUUGAUGAUGGCAAACUUGAGCGAGGACAUGAGAUUUCCAAAGCACUUUUCGGUGCCAUCGACGACUCAACAUUUUCUGUAGUUAUAUUCUCAGAAAAUUAUGCAACCUCGUCGUGGUGCUUGGAUGAGCUGGAGCAUAUCAUUCAAUGUAUGCAGCAGAAGAAGACGCAAAUUGUUCUGCCGGUGUUUUACCAUGUUGAUCCUUCGAAUGUGCGCAGACAGAAAGGAACUUACGCAAAAGCAUUUGCAGAACAUAAACAACGAUACAACGAUUCUGUGAUACGCAGAUGGAAGGCUACUCUAACCACGGCAGCUAAUCUUUCUGGAUGGCAUUUAUCCAAACUCAAGAAGGAAGCUGAUUUAGUGACUGAGAUUCUCAAUCAUAUACGAGGAAAAUUAAAUUCUACAUAUUCAAAGAGUAGUGCCCAUGGCCACGGUGAUUAUUAUUUAAAACAAGGUUUAGUUGGAAUCGACAAGUCUGUUGCAGAUCUGAAUAAGUUGCUAUCGAUCGAUAAUGCUCCCAUUUUAGGGAUUUGCGGCAUGGGUGGGGUGGGUAAGACCACCCUUGCUUAUGUCAUGUUCGAAAAUUUUCGUCAUCAAUUUCAGAAUCAUUGCUUUCUUCGAAAUGUUAAAGAAGAACACCAAAAGCAUGGAUCAGAUUUGGAGAAACAAUUUUUUCAAAGACUGUCAAAAGAAGAAAAUAUAUACUUGGAAGAUUUGGGUUCCAUAAAGGAUAGGCUAUAUCAUAAGAAGUUGCUUAUUGUUCUUGAUGAUGUGGAUGACUUGGAUGUCUGUAAUUCUUUACUUGAAGAUCGUCAUGCUUGGUUAAAUUCUGAAAGUAAAGUUAUCGUAACAAGUAGAGAUCAACAAGUGCUUCGAAAUAUUAUUGGAGAUGAUGAUGAAAAGAUGAUAUAUCGCCUUGACAUACUCAAUGAAAAGGAAGCUCUUGAACUCUUCUAUUUGCAUGCCUUCAAAGGUAAAACUGUUGAUCAAAACUUCAAAGAACUUUCAGAGAAGUUUGUAGAUUAUGCUCAAGGUCUUCCUCUUGCACUUAAAGUUUUGGGUUCUCAUCUGUUUUCAAGGAAGAGAGAAGUAUGGCGAAGCUUGUUGAGUGAGCUAAAAGAAUAUUCCGAUGAAGCAAUUUUAAAAGUAUUACAAAUAAGUUUCGAUGGACUAAAGAAUAUAGAAAAAAGCAUAUUUCUUGAUAUAGCAUGUUUCUUCAGAGGUGAAAUUGAAAAUUAUGUGAAAGAUGUGUUGGAUGCUUGUUAUCGUAAUUCUUAUGAUGUCGUUAUUGAAGUUCUUGUUGACAAGUGUUUGAUAACUAAAUCUAAGAAUUAUUUUGGUGAACAAAGUUUUAUUAUACUUGAAAUGCAUGAUUUGUUGCAAGAAAUGGGUCAGUCAAUUGCUUGUGGGUCAGAUGAUCAUUGUUUGGAAAACUGUAGUAGACUAUGGAAGCAAGAAGAUGUCUACCACGUCUUGGAAAAUAAUAUAGGCACUUCAAAAAUUAAAGGAAUAUUUAUUCGUGGUUUUGACAAACGAGAAGAAGGAAACUUGGACUCUUCAGUCUUUAAAAAAAUGUCAAGUCUAAAAUUGCUUCAACUAUCAAUCAAGGAUCUAUUUCAGUCUACUAAAUUUCAGCCUCCUCAAUUUCAGCUGCUUCCUCAUGGCUUAGACUCUUUUCCUAUGGAGCUUAGAUAUCUUGAAUGGGAUGGCUACCCUUCGAAAUCUUUAGGGUCAAAAUUUACACUGUGUAAUCUUGUUCAUCUUAGCAUGCCUUGGAGCCACCUUGAGAAACUAUGGGAUGGAAUUCAGGAUCUUAAAAACUUAAAAUAUGUCAAUCUUUAUUCCUCAAAGAAGUUAACUUGUCUCCCAAAUCUCUCCAGAGCAAAUCUUUGUCACAUGAACCUACAAUAUUGUGAAGGUUUGGUUGAACUUCCUCCUUUAAGGUUUCACAACGUUCAUGAUGGCAAACUUGAUCUUGCUGAGUGUUGUAAUCUGAGAAUUGUUUCAGAGAUGUUUGGUAAUAUCAAAUUCAUAGAUUUGUCUUGGACGGCAAUAGAAGAUUUACACUCUUCCAUUGGCUCUCUUAAGAAUCUUCAUGAGCUCCGUCUCUCUUAUUGUAAACAUCUGAAGAAGCUUCCCAACAGUAUUUGUUAUUCUGAAUCAUUGCAACUUCUACAUAUGAGUGGAUGUGUGUCCAUCGACAAGUUUCCAGAGCUUCCUAAAAAUAUAAAAGAAUUAGAUUUGAGUGAAACAUCGAUACGACAAAUCAAUCCAUCAUCCUUUGAGUGCAUGCCUUAUCUUGAGUAUUUAAACAUGACAAGGUGCACAAUUCUUGAAAGCCUCCCAACCACCAUUUGUAAGUUGAAGUCUCUUCAAAAACUAUAUUUCGACUAUUGCUCACAACUAAAAAAAUUUCCAGAAAUUUCGGAGCCUAUGGAGAGUCUGAAAGAACUUUAUGUAACUGAAACAUUGAUUGAUGAGGUUCCACAAUCCAUUUGUAAGUUAAAGUCUCUUGAAAUGCUGUCUUUCAGAAAAUGCUCACAACUAAAAAGUUUUCCAGAAAUCUCUGAGCCUAUGGAGAAUCUGAAAAAACUUUCUCUAGAAGGAACAUUGAUUGAUGAGGUUCCACAAUCCAUUUGUAAGUUGAAGUCUCUAGAAAUGCUGGUUUUCAGCGAAUGCUCAAAACUAAAAAAAUUUCCAGAAAUCUCGGAGCCUAUGGAGAAUUUGAAAGAUCUUUAUCUAGAUGGAACAUUGAUUGAUGAGGUUCCACAACCCAUUGAGUAUCUACCUAAGCUUACAAAUUUAGAUUUGAGGAGAUGCGAAAAUCUCAAGUCUAUUCCAGUGUCUAACAUUUAUAAUAUGCCCAACAUUUCUAGUGUCUACAUUGAAGAAUAUCAAAGAGAUCAAGAUUGGGUUGUUUUGUCAGAUGUUUGGAUUUCUGAAACUCUUCAACAGUCUAAGUGUAGAUGUUCUUGUUCGAAUACAAAUCUAAUCUCUAUCCUAAAAUUGUAUGCUCUAUGUGACAAUUUUAAAUUUUGGAAAUAUUUCACUUGUUGUGAGUGUGUUUUGUUCUACACAAUACACAAUAUUCUAGUGAGCAAAGCUCUGCAGGAUAAAAUUGUCAAACUAAUGCCAUGGUUCGAAGAAAAGGGUUUACAUGGUCCUAGAGUGAACUUUUGUUAUCCAGAAAAUAAAAUUCCCCAGUGGUUUGCUUAUAAGUCUCUGGGAUUUGCACUACAUGUAGACUUUGCUUCAUCGACUUGGAAUGGUGAUGAAAGCUUCUUAGGCAUUGUUAUAUGCAUUGUUGUUGAUUUUGACUGGUGCUUUUGGUAUCGUGAUGUGUUGACCAUAGUUUGUGAAAUCCAUUAUUCCCAUAUGGAUGAACCAGACUUGGACAUAUGUCGUUAUUCAUACCUACAGAUAAUGAAACAAGACUUGUAUAUACAAAAGGGCCAUACAGACCAUGUGUCCAUAUGUUAUCUUACCAGAAAAGACAUAAUAAAUGAUUUAUUUGAUGCAAAGAAUGCUUCAUUUAAAUCAUUCAAGUUUUACAUGAUGAACAAAUCACAUGAUAAAUGUAGCAAUGAGAGAAUAAAAGAAUGUGGAAUCCACUUGCUAUAUGGGGAAGAUGCAGAGGAGUUUCAUACUAUACAUGCAGAACUGCAUGCAAAGUGA
Molecule: messenger RNA, 4364 nt
Organism: Humulus lupulus (European hop)
Lineage: Eukaryota; Viridiplantae; Streptophyta; Magnoliopsida; Rosales; Cannabaceae
Product: TMV resistance protein N-like
Exons: 5
Coding region: 318-4364 (1348 amino acids)
Biological process (GO): signal transduction; defense response
Molecular function (GO): ADP binding
Source: RefSeq, a predicted model, not a curated record